Messenger RNA from Sapajus apella (tufted capuchin), 3503 nucleotides. RefSeq names its product T-box transcription factor 2 (gene TBX2). Gene Ontology annotation, biological process: regulation of transcription by RNA polymerase II; cell fate specification; positive regulation of DNA-templated transcription. Gene Ontology annotation, molecular function: RNA polymerase II cis-regulatory region sequence-specific DNA binding; DNA-binding transcription factor activity, RNA polymerase II-specific. The transcript is spliced from 7 exons. NCBI's taxonomy places the organism in Eukaryota, Metazoa, Chordata, Mammalia, Primates, Cebidae. The coding region runs from base 418 to 2559 and encodes 713 amino acids. Gene Ontology annotation, cellular component: nucleus. The record is from RefSeq and is a predicted model, not a curated record.
CCAGCGCUUGGCCUGAGCUGUCAAAACCCCGCCCCCGGAGACCCACAAUUGGUCCAAAAAGCGUAAAAUCAGCAAUCAAGGGGGGCCUGGCUCGUUAGCGCAGGGGAUCCGAGCUGGGCAGGACAUGUGAGAUAGUCACAGUUUUCCAGAGAUCACGACAAGAUCUAACCAGUCGCGCGUGGUCCCCGGCGCCGGAGCGGGCCAGCCCAGCCCAGCCCGGCCCCGCGCAGAGCCCCCGCCGCCCCCCGUGCACAGAUCCCCGUGCCCCUUGCGGUGCGCCGUACGGAGAGCCCGGAGGAGCAGCUGCCGCGCCCGCCACCCGGGUCGUCCGUCCUCCGCGCGCGCCGCCGUCCGGGCCGGGGGUCCGAGCCGCGCGCCCCCGGCCCCGGCCCCCGGGCGCCUGGGCCGGAUGUCCCGAUGAGAGAGCCGGCGCUGGCGGCCAGCGCCAUGGCUUACCACCCGUUCCACGCGCCACGGCCCGCCGACUUCCCCAUGUCCGCCUUCCUGGCGGCGGCGCAGCCCUCCUUCUUCCCGGCACUCGCGCUGCCGCCCGGCGCGCUGGCCAAGCCGCUGCCAGACCCGGGCCUGGCGGGGGCGGCGGCGGCGGCAGCGGCGGCGGCGGCAGCAGCGGCCGAGGCGGGGCUGCACGUCUCGGCACUGGGCCCGCACCCGCCCGCAGCGCAUCUGCGCUCGCUCAAGAGCUUGGAGCCCGAGGACGAGGUGGAGGACGACCCCAAGGUGACGCUGGAGGCCAAGGAGCUGUGGGACCAGUUUCACAAGCUGGGCACGGAGAUGGUCAUCACCAAGUCGGGGAGGCGGAUGUUCCCCCCCUUCAAGGUGCGAGUCAGCGGCCUGGACAAGAAGGCCAAGUACAUCCUGCUGAUGGACAUUGUUGCCGCUGACGACUGCCGCUAUAAGUUCCACAACUCUCGCUGGAUGGUGGCAGGCAAGGCCGACCCUGAGAUGCCCAAACGCAUGUACAUCCACCCAGACAGCCCAGCCACGGGGGAGCAGUGGAUGGCCAAGCCUGUGGCCUUCCACAAGCUGAAGCUGACCAACAACAUCUCUGACAAGCACGGCUUCACCAUCCUGAACUCUAUGCACAAGUACCAGCCGCGCUUCCACAUCGUGCGAGCCAACGACAUCCUGAAGCUGCCGUACAGCACCUUCCGCACCUACGUGUUCCCGGAGACCGACUUCAUCGCUGUCACCGCCUACCAGAAUGACAAGAUCACGCAGCUGAAGAUCGACAAUAACCCGUUUGCCAAGGGCUUCCGGGACACCGGGAACGGCCGGCGGGAGAAAAGGAAGCAGCUGACGCUGCCGUCUCUGCGCUUGUACGAGGAGCACUGCAAGCCGGAGCGCGAUGGCGCAGAGUCGGACGCCUCGUCUUGCGACCCUCACCCCGCGAGGGAACCACCGCCCUCCCCGGGCGCAGCGCCGAGUCCCCUGCGCCUGCACCGGGCUCGAGCUGAGGAGAAGUCAUGUGCCGCGGACAGCGAUGUUGAGCCAGAGCGGCUGAGCGAGGAGCGCGCAGGGGCGCCACUAGGCCGCAGCCCGGCUCCAGGCAGCGCCAGCCCCUCUCGCUUGACCGAACCCGAGCGCGCCCGCGAACGGCGCAGUCCCGAGAGGGGCAAGGAGCCGGCCGAGAGCUGCGGGGACGGCCCGUUCGGCCUGCGGAGCCUGGAGAAGGAGCGCACCGAGGCUCGGAGGAAGGACGAGGGGCGCAAAGAGGCGACCGAGGGCAAGGAACCUGGCCUGGCGCCGUUGGUGGUGCAGACAGACAGUGCGUCCCCUCUGGGCGCCGGACACCUGCCCGGCCUGGCCUUCUCCAGCCACUUGCACGGGCAGCAGUUCUUUGGGCCGCUGGGAGCUGGCCAGCCGCUCUUCCUGCACCCUGGACAGUUCACCAUGGGCCCCGGAGCCUUCUCCGCCAUGGGCAUGGGUCACCUGCUGGCCUCGGUGGCAGGCGGCGGCAACGGCGGAGGCGGCGGGCCCGGGACCGCCGCGGGGCUGGACACAGGCGGGCUGGGUCCCGUGGCCAGCGCAGCAAGCACCGCCGCGCCCUUCCCGUUCCACCUCUCCCAGCACAUGCUGGCAUCUCAGGGAAUCCCAAUGCCCACUUUCGGAGGCCUCUUCCCCUACCCCUACACCUACAUGGCAGCAGCAGCCGCAGCCGCCUCGGCUUUGCCGGCCACUAGCGCUGCAGCUGCCGCCGCCGCAGCCGCCGGCUCCCUGUCCCGCAGCCCGUUCCUGGGCAGUGCCCGGCCCCGCCUGCGCUUCAGCCCCUACCAGAUCCCGGUCACCAUCCCGCCUAGCACUAGCCUCCUCACCACCGGGCUGGCCUCCGAGGGCUCCAAGGCUGCUGGCGGAAACAGCCGAGAGCCCAGCCCCCUGCCCGAGCUGGCUCUCCGCAAAGUAGGGGCCCCGUCCCGCGUUGCCCUUUCGCCCAGUGGCUCGGCCAAGGAGGCGGCCAAUGAACUGCAGAGCAUCCAGAGACUGGUGAGUGGGCUGGAGAGCCAGCGAGCCCUCUCCCCAGGCCGGGAGUCGCCUAAGUGAGGGGCUGCCCUGCUGCUCCCCUGCCUCGCAGGCCACCGGGGCUGCCUGCCUCUGCUGCUUGGGACGUGUACAGCACAGAAUGGGUAUUUAUUUAAAUAAAGGAGAAAAGUGGGCUGCAGCAGCCGGAAUAGAGCCUCGUCUGGCAAGUCGGGGCCUGGGACACUUCCCUGGGCCUCAACAAGGAAUCAGGCUGCCGGAAACACAGUCACUUGGGAGCUGCUGGGCUUGGUCCAGAUCCACUCCAGCGUCAAGGUGGCAUCCGAGGGUGUCUCUGGUCUUCCAGCCCAGUGGGAGAGGCCUCAUCCGGGCCCCAGCGUCCCUGCAGAAGCCAGAAGGUGCAGGGGCCAGGGGUGGGAGCCCCGGAGGGAGUCCCAGAGCCCUGGGCCUUGGGCCUGUACCGCAGGAGAAAGCUGGGUUGAGGGAUGCUGGAGCCAGUGAGACUGAAGUCAGUGUAGACUUGAGCUGGGAGGGGACCUGUCCUGUUAGUCCCUCCACCUCUUUCCCGAAGAGACAGGCACCCCUCCCAGCCCUGGGUCAGCGUAGGGAGUGGCACUUCUGCCUUGAGUCCCCAGGGGAAAAAAAAAUAUUUAUGAAAUAAAUGGUAAUUUGUGUAAAUAAGCUUUAAGGUUCCCAGAAUAUGCAAAUUGGUAUUAAUUUAUUCAAAGGUGUACAUUGCUGUGUACAUAUAUUUAGAGAUUAACUCAUGCAUUUAAUUUUUUUUCCAUUUUACAUGAGCAUCUAUAUUGUACAGGGUUGGAGGGGCCCUCGGCUGCGGGAGAAGGCCCCGAGCCCCGGAGGAGCCCCCACCCCGCCGGCCCCUCGGCCCCUCCGCCCAGGCUUGGCUCGCCCGGCCCGCGGGCUCCACCUCAGGUUUUCACUUUUCGCUCCGGAGCGAGAACGAAACGACAAAAACGCAAGAAAACAAUAAAACGCUACAAAGCGAA